AAAGAUUUUAUCCUCGUCCGGCUACUGCAUCUCGAACUUUUUCGAGGUUGAUUUAUCUUCUUCACUGCCGUGUGAAGAUCAGAAAAUCGCAAUGUCUGUGACGGAGAAGAGAAAGCGUACAGUAGCGACGCAAAAUUCCAGCAAGAAACAGAAAACUACAGAGGCCUCUAAACAGGAUGGCAGCAAGCGUAUAAACGUCCGAGGUGAUUCACUGAAAUGGAAGACAGUGAACUUGCCUGGGAGAUUGGAGGAUGCAGAAGGCUUCUAUGGACUCGAAGAGAUUGAUGAUGUUGAAGUGGUCCGAGAUGAAAGUAACACCCAUGUAAUGUUUCUUCCAAAGUCGGACGCAGACGUGGUACAGGAAAAUGACGCCGAGGCCGGAGGCGAAGAAUGGGGAGGCUUUGAGGACGAGGAGGUUCAAGCCACAGACCCCCCUCAGACUGUUAAGAACGUGAAAGAUACGUCGACCUCAGCUAAGGCCUCGAAACAGAAAGAUGCAAAGCCAGGACACGGCUCGAAACUGGCUUCCGCUGAUGGUAUUGAGUCUGGGUUGACUUUCGACAUGUUGUCCGAUACGGCGGAUGAUAAUCAGACAGACGUCUCACUUUGGAACGAUCUCGAUCUAUCACCGACAACUCUCUCACAGCUUGCUCGACUGGGCUUCGGACGACCUACGCCCAUACAAGCCGCGGCUAUCCCAGCGAUCAAGCAAGGCCACGAUGUCAUCGGCAAAGCUGUGACAGGGUCUGGUAAGACACUUGCCUUCGGACUACCGCUAUUCGAAAGUUGGCUCGCCAAAGAGAGUGUCCCAUCCAAUGGCACGAUGAAGACUAAGGGCCCUAUCCUCGCUCUUGUCCUUGCGCCCACCAGAGAACUUGCCCUACAAAUCAACAGACAUCUCAAUGAAUUGUGUAUCGGUCUAGAAAAUCAUCCUAGGAUUGCUGCUGUAACCGGAGGCUUGUCAAUAUACAAACAGCAGCGACAAUUGGAAUCUGCAGACAUUGUGAUAGCGACUCCUGGACGGUUAUGGGAGGUCAUGAACGACACCACCACAAAUAAUGAUACAGAUGCCUUAUUGGACCGGCUGAAGAAGGUCCAAUUUCUGGUGGUUGACGAGGCAGAUCGAUUGCUAAGUGAGGGGCACUUUAAGGAAGUCGAAGACAUCCUUGAUGCCCUGGACCGAGAAGUGGUUGAUGAGGAUGGGGAGGGGGAGGGAUCUUCAGAUCGUCCCAAAUCACAGCGACAGACUCUAGUCUUCUCUGCCACAUUCCACAAAGGUCUGCAGCAGAAGCUCACAGCCAAACCCAAGCAUGGGAGUCGUACGAAGAACGACUUGCUUGACAAUCAGCAGUCCAUGGAGUACCUUCUUAAAAAGCUCGCAUUCCGCGAAGCCAAGCCUACAUUCGUCGACGUGAAUCCUACAACUCAGAUGGCAUCCGCGUUGUCCGAGUCUAUUGUGGAGUGUGCUGCAAUGAAGAAGGAUUUGUAUCUUUACACCCUACUACUGCAAAACACGACUGCGAAGACGCUGGUGUUCACAAACAGUAUCUCCGCAGUAAGAAGACUGGUUGCGCUUCUUCAGACCCUGAAACAGCCUGCGGUUGGCCUGCAUUCAACGAUGCCUCAGAAAUCACGACUGCGUUCGUUGGAGAAAUUUGCUGGUCAACGGACCAUUUUGGUGGCUACUGAUGUUGCAGCCCGUGGGCUUGAUAUCAAGGGCGUUGAUUUGAUCAUUCACUACCAUGUUCCGCGGACUGCAGACAUGUAUGUACAUCGAUCUGGUCGAACCGCACGAGCCGAAAGCUCUGGACGUUCCAUUCUGCUUUGUUCGCCCGACGAGGUCGCUGGAGUUACCCGACUGAUAGUCGAAGUGCACAAGACGGAUAAGACGCCUGAGAUUGUUCAAGUAGAUGGGCGGCUCAUGAAGAGACUUCAAGCCCGUGUGAGCCUGGCACACAAGAUCACUGAUUCGACGAUUUCGAGAGAGAAAACUGCCAGCAAGGACGGGUGGCUGCGGUCGGCAGCCGAGGAACUGGGGGUGGACUAUGACAGCGAUGAGUUUGAAAGCCAAGGUCAACGAGGCAAACGAGGCAGAGGUGGUGGAAAAGCAUUGAGGGAGAAGGAAAAAGCCGCUGUUGCCAAGGACCAGGUUUCGCAGUGGCGAUCAGAAUUGGAUGGUCUGUUGGACAAGCGCAUCAACUUGGGCGUCAGUGAGAGGUAUCUUGCUGGUGGCAGAGUUGAUGUGGAUGCUCUGCUGGAUGGAAGGAUUGAUGGAGCUUUUCUGGAGGGUCGUUGAAUUGAUCGAAAGCCGAGCUAUGUCCUAGACAACCAACGGAGUGCCACUCGAAAGCUUGCCCGUCAGCUGAAGUCAUCUCCGGCUGCCAAACAAAGACGAUACAUGCCAGUUGUCCGUGCUGCACCUGCUGCAGCCGAACAUAGCCUGGACUAGGGGAAACGGACGUCGUGCAGUACUGCAGGAAGCUGCUUUUUUGGCAGAACAUCCGCAUCUACUCCAUUCCAGCUCGAUGUUCACGCACUCUCUCGUUGAUAUUCCGCAUCAGUAUCCUUACCGAA
This is a messenger RNA of Exophiala viscosa, 2574 nucleotides long. Its product is annotated as P-loop containing nucleoside triphosphate hydrolase protein. Gene Ontology annotation, molecular function: nucleic acid binding; RNA helicase activity; ATP binding. The record is from RefSeq and is a predicted model, not a curated record. Bases 92 to 2296 code for a protein of 734 amino acids. The transcript has a single exon. Lineage: Eukaryota; Fungi; Ascomycota; Eurotiomycetes; Chaetothyriales; Herpotrichiellaceae.